AUGACAGACACCGACAUCAAGGUCCCAAAGCCAAUCGACGACCGCGACCGCGGAAGGAUGGCCGGAAUCGCGCCGGUCAAGGCCGAGUACCUCAUCCCUGCCGACACGACCAUCCUCGUUCGCUCGGCGCCAGACGACGACGCAGCCGAGGCGGCCAAGGACUGCCGCUCCGGCGGCGACGAGAAGCGCCAGAAGACCAAGGGCGGGUGGAAGGCGCGCACCAAGGGCCAGAAACCGUUGCUCACGGGCGAGCGUUCUGUGCGCAUGUGCAGCGGAUGGGAGAAGACGGGCAAGUGUCCUUUCGGCGACCAGUGCAAGUACGCGCAUUCAUGGGACGCGUACUUUGCCGUCAAGCCGGUGGAUAUCCACUACGUCCGGGGUACAUUAUCCGAUGAGGUGACUGAGCGGGUGGUGGGAGGUGAGGAUCCGAUCGGCACCAAAAUCGACCUCGCCACAACGUGCCCGGUCUUCGCCGAGCUCGGGUACUGCACCUUUGGGUGGCGGUGUCGUUUCCUCGGUGGACAUGUUAAGCGGGCUGAGGGAGAGGAGGACAACUUGACCCGCGUUGGGGGUUGGGAGCUCCUCGGCUUCCCGGACAUGGAGGGAAGUCGGGAGGGUCGAAACGCCGAGGUCAACUGGGCCAAGAUUGACGUGCUGUCCUCGCUACAGAAGAGCAAGUACGAGUACGAGUUCUCGCCAAAGUACCUUGCGGUAGUAGAGCCCAACAAGACGUUUGGGCGUAAGCCGAAGAAGCAGCCCAAAAAGAAGAGGGGGCCGGUUAACGAAGAGGACGCGAUGAACGGGGAGGCAGAGGUGACCGUCCAAGCGCCCACAGAGGAGGAGGCGAUGAACGAGGAGGAGGCAGCCAACGGCGAGGCAAACGGCGAACAGAAGGGCUUCGUCCCCGGCCAAGCCGAGGCGAUGGACGUGCCACUCCGGCCCGAGGAGAAGCGCCGCCUGAACUGGGACAACGGGCUGUACCUCGCCCCGCUGACAACUGUCGGCAACCUCCCAUUCCGCCGCGUGUGUACCGACUACGGCGCGACGAUUACUAUCUCGGAGAUGGCGCUCGCGGAGCAGAUUGUGCAGGGCAAGAAUGAGGAGUGGGCACUGGUGCGCCGGCAUGAGAGCGAGAAGAUGUUUGGUGUGCAGCUCGCCGGUGGAUGGCCGAACCGCAUGGUACCUGCUGCCGAGGUGCUUGCGCGCGAACUCGGGCCCAGCGGCAUCGACUUUGUGGACAUCAACAUGGGGUGUCCCAUCGACCUGCUCUUCAAGCAGGGCGCGGGGAGUGCCUUGAUGGACAACGCCAGGCGGCUCGGCAAGAUCUGCGUCGGGAUGAACCGUGCUCUCGGAGAGAUCCCGCUUACUGUUAAAUUCCGCACUGGCGUUGCGAACAACCACCCGAUCGCUCACAAGCUCAUUCCGCGCUUCGCGAACGAGUGGGGCGCAAGUGCCAUGACCCUGCACGGCCGCUCGCGUCAGCAGCGAUACACCAAGCUCGCGGAUUGGGCAUACAUUCGGAAGUGUGUGGACGUGUUGCGCGAGAGCACGGCGGACGCUGGCCUCCCCCCCAUCCCAAUCUUCGGGAACGGCGACUGCUACUCGGCCCAGAGCUACUGGGAGGAGAAGGAGGCGAGUGGUGUCGACGGCGUGAUGGUCGCCCGCGGUGCGCUCAUCAAGCCUUGGCUGUUCACGGAGAUUGCCGAGCGGCGCGAGUGGGACAUCUCGGCCACCGAGAGGCUGGAGGGCAUUCGCAAGUUCGCCGAGUACGGUCUGUCGCACUGGGGCGCAGACACACAGGGCGUCAACACGACGCGCCGGUUCCUGUGCGAGGCGCUCAGCUUCCAGAGCCGCUACAUCCCGAUCGGGCUGCUCGAGCGCUUGCCACCCAUGCUCAACGAGCGGCCACCUGCGUAUCGGGGACGCAACGAGCUGGAAACGCUGCUCGGUUCGAGCUUUGUUGGCGACUGGGUCAAGAUCUCGGAGAUGUUCCUCGGCCCGGCUGGCGACGACUUCAACUUCCAGCCAAAGCACAAGAGUAAUGCUUAUGGUAGUGAAGAGGCGCAGGUUAUCAGGACACAGGGCCGCUGGCCGCGACCCGGCGAGCUCACCCUCAACCCCGACAGGGAGGCUGAUGUACGCCAGUUCGGUUCGCUCGGACUUAUCAACCUCCAUGGCAAGACGGUUGAGAUGCUGGGUUAUGGGCAUAUUGAGGGCGGGGCAGCGAGAUUGCUCCAUGCUUUUGGGUGUCAGAUCCUCGCAGCUAAUACGGCGAGCAAGAAGUCCGGAUGCCAUGGGUAUAUCAUUCCGGGAAAGGGAGAUGUUGAGGGCGACAUCCCGACCGCUUGGUACUCGACUCAAGACCCGUCGUCGUUCAAGACUUUCCUUUCGCGCUCUGACAUCCUGGUCGGGUCGCUCCCAUCUACGCCUGCUACACGAGGGAUGCUCACUCGCGAACACCUCGCUCAGCUUCCCCCUCGCGCGCUGUUCAUCAACGUCAGGCCCGGCGACCUCGUGUUCUCUGACGCCAUCCUCGCCGCCCUCGACGCAGAGAACGGUCUCUUCGGCGCCGGGCUUGACGUCACGGACCCCGAGCCGCUGCCGGCUGGGCAUGCGCUCUUCACCCACCCGCGGGCUGUGAUCACGCCGCACUCGAGCGCUGACGUCGAGGGGUACUAUGACGCUGGCGGCGAGUUACGUGUCGAGAACAUUGAGAACAUGCGCCGCGGAGGAACGCCAUACAACGUCGUCGACCCCGUAAAGGGCUACUAG
Messenger RNA from Cutaneotrichosporon cavernicola, 2772 nucleotides. RefSeq lists its product as uncharacterized. The record is from RefSeq and is a predicted model, not a curated record. Bases 1 to 2772 code for a protein of 923 amino acids. The transcript has 11 exons. Gene Ontology annotation, molecular function: NAD binding; RNA binding; metal ion binding. Gene Ontology annotation, biological process: tRNA processing. NCBI's taxonomy places the organism in Eukaryota, Fungi, Basidiomycota, Tremellomycetes, Trichosporonales, Trichosporonaceae.